This is a messenger RNA of Neltuma alba, 483 nucleotides long. Its product is annotated as sigma factor binding protein 2, chloroplastic-like. The record is from RefSeq and is a predicted model, not a curated record. The transcript has a single exon. NCBI's taxonomy places the organism in Eukaryota, Viridiplantae, Streptophyta, Magnoliopsida, Fabales, Fabaceae. Bases 1 to 483 code for a protein of 160 amino acids.
AUGGACAGCAGCGUGCUACAGAGGACACCGACUAAAAGAAGCGACAAAUUCAAGAAGAAGCCCAUCAAGGUAGUGUACAUAUCCAACCCCAUGAAGGUGAAGGUCCUCCCCUCGGAGUUCAUGGCCUUAGUGCAAGAGCUUACAGGUCAGGACGCCGAAUUGCCGGCGGAUCUUUCCAGAUUCCAGAACCCCGACAUCGACGGUGGGCAUCAGUCGUCGGAUUCUGAUCAUUCGUUGGUCACAAAAAGUACUGGCAGUCAUGAAAGUGAUCACACGCUAGUGAUGCCUCAAGUGGACCCUAUUUUUAAUAAUUUCGAAGGCCAACUUGGAAGCUCAAUGGGGGAGGGAUUCGAUCCAUUUGAUCAUCAUGUUUUCGCCCCUGAUCAGAUGAUGGACGACAUUUCAGCUUUCUUACCCCGUGGUGUGUUCUACGAAUCUGAUCUAGUUGACGAGGAGCCGAGCGGAAAUAUUGACGCAGUGUAA